Messenger RNA from Spirometra erinaceieuropaei, 745 nucleotides. The record is from the annotation of a GenBank genome assembly. NCBI's taxonomy places the organism in Eukaryota, Metazoa, Platyhelminthes, Cestoda, Diphyllobothriidea, Diphyllobothriidae.
AUGAGCCCGGAGAUUGGUGAACCCAUUGGAGUACCCUUUAUUUGCCCGCAUGUGAUCCUUUCGAAGGUAAAGAAUGUCAUGAGGCAGUGCCCCAGGCGUUCUAUGAGAUCCUGAGCUGUGGACUGCCCAUCACCCCCAUCGUAAUUUUGACGUAGCAGGUCACUGACCGUUUCGAUCGCAAGUUCCACAACGUGGAUCUGGUUUUAACGCAUGUGAUGCCGACCCGGUCAACUUCAUUGCUUCUUUCGAAUAGGUGCUUCGUCAAAGCGGCGCCACAGACGAGGCAAAGGACCUCCUUCGACAUCAAGUUUCCUCACUUCUCAUGUCACACAGAAAAACCCAUUCCCUGCUAAGAAAUGAACGGAAGGCCUUAAGGGAGCUGAAAGCGGACAACGAAAUAGUUAUUCUGCCUACUGACAAAGGUCGGCCAACCGUUAUCCUUCACAAGGUAGACUACCAACACAAAACCCGCAUGCUCCUCAACGACCUGGAGUCCUACAAAGUCAGCGAUGCCGCCAGUCUAAAAUCCCUAGUGGCAAAUGUUAACAGAAUUCUGGCUCGAUUAAAGAAGGGCAAGGUCAUAACCGUCAAAGACUGGUAUAUGGCAAAGCCCGCAGAAACCGCUAUGGCGAGAUUCUACGGUCUCCCCAAAGUACACACGCCAGAUGUUCCCUCUGUCCAAUCAUCUCACUCCCGGCACACCCACAUACGGGCUUGCGAGCUGGCCCACGGAAGAAGGCGCUAA